AUGACAGUAUACUAUCUUCACGCACCUACUUACUCAUCCAUGAUGAUAGGAUCAUCCUCCGAAUUUGAUACACACGAUGAUCAUCACAAGGUCCGAUCAGAUCAUCGUUGUUCCUCCAACGCAAAAUUAAUCCCAUCCCAUCUCCACUCCACUACACCUACCCCCUCAGGUUUCCGCAGCGACGAACGAAACGGCCGGUCAGAUAGUGACUUCCGAUUCCACUGGUCCGACUCAGACAAAGACAAGACAGGAGAAACGAGAAUACCAGGGAAAAAAAGAAAAAAGGGAGAGCUUGUUUCAAGGUUGGGCGACGAGGCUCACGAGGUCAACUUACCUUACCUCUCGAGCAUCACACCAAAAAAGAAGAUUUUUGAAAAUCUUCAAGUCGAGUCAACUUGCCAAAAAAAAAGAAAGAGUCCAUAG
This is a messenger RNA of Botrytis fragariae, 423 nucleotides long. RefSeq lists its product as uncharacterized. Lineage: Eukaryota; Fungi; Ascomycota; Leotiomycetes; Helotiales; Sclerotiniaceae. The coding region runs from base 1 to 423 and encodes 140 amino acids. The record is from RefSeq and is a predicted model, not a curated record. The transcript has 2 exons.